AAUCUAUAUCCUCACACCCCCCCAAGGCGACGGUAUCAGUGAGGUUACCACUAUUUACGUCUUCCCCUUGGAAGGUCGAGAGAAAUUUAGAGAGAGAGAGAGACUCGAGAGCGAGGCAGCGAGGAAACGGACGGCCUCCCAAAAGUUUCAAAUCAAGCCCCUCAUUACCUUCGUAAGGGUUUCGAUUUCUCGAUCCGGAGCUAGGGUUAGGAUUUUUUUCGGCAGCGGAGAUGACGCAGAGUGGCGGCGGUGGGUGCGGUGGCGGGGCGGAUUAUCACCUCCCGGACGAAAUCCUGGCGGUGAUGCCGACGGACCCCUACGAGCAGCUGGACCUGGCGAGGAAGAUCACUUCCAUGGCGAUCGCGUCCCGGGUGUCGAAGCUGGAGAUGGAGAACGGGAGGAUGAGGCACAAGGUGGCGGAGAAGGAUCGGGUGAUCGCGGAGCUCCAGGACAAGCUCUCACAUCUCGACCGGAUGUUUCAGGAGGCUGACGCCCGGUUGAGGGUUGCUUGCGAGGAGAAUAUUGAACUGUCAAAGGAGCGUGAUUCACUGGCUCAGACGUCGAAGAAAUUAGCCCGGGAUUUAGCAAAGUUAGAAACAUUCAAGAGGCAUUUGAUGCAGUCACUGAAUGAUGAUAAUUCAUCUCCAUCACAAGCAACCGUUGAUAUUGGGACCUACGAUCAGUCAGUUGCCAAAGCAUCUUCUUGGAAACAAGAUGAAGGGACCAUUAGCUACUCGGCAUCAAAUCUAGUCAGUGGACCUGCCGAAGUGGCAAACAUGAUUCAAGAUGGUGCAUUGGCAAACCCAGCUGGGCGGAAAUUCUCCAUUACUCCACAUAUCACCCCACGUCUCACUCCAACUGCUACACCGAAAGUAACAUCAACUAGUGGGUCUCCUAGAGGAUAUUCUGCUGCAGGAUCACCUAAAUUGACAUCUGGUGCCACUUCACCAACAAAACGUUGCUUUGAAGGGCGCACUGCAAUUUCACCAUGGUAUCCAUCAAGCCAGCAGUCCUCAGCAGCUAGCUCUCCUCCUCAUGGGCGCUCUAUGCCAGGACGUGCUCCUCGUAUUGAUGGAAAAGAAUUCUUCCGUCAAGCUAGGAGCCGACUCUCCUAUGAACAGUUUGGAGCAUUUUUAGCUAAUAUCAAGGAACUCAAUACUCACAGACAGUCACGGGAGGAAACUCUAAAAAAGGCAGAAGAGAUAUUUGGUACAGAUAACAAGGAUCUAUACGUAUCUUUUCAAGGCUUGCUUAACCGUAACCUGCCUUAGAAUUUAAUUCAGGAGAGACUGCUACCAGAAAUCGGCUCCGUCCUACACAAAGGUUGUACCCUUUCAGUUCCAUUUAGCCUGACAGAGUUGUCCAAAAGUUAGAGAAAAGAGGUUUUGCAUAAUGCAAUUUUGGCUGUUGAAUACCAAAACGUUUUAAAUUGUUUCGGACUUGCUGAGUGGUUGUGUUCUUGCAUGUUUUCUGAGGAAAUAUUGUAAUCUUGAACUCAAUUGCUAGCUCCUCGAUGAGAAUAAAUGGAGGUUACUUAAUUAUCUUUA
Molecule: messenger RNA, 1547 nt
Organism: Elaeis guineensis (African oil palm)
Lineage: Eukaryota; Viridiplantae; Streptophyta; Magnoliopsida; Arecales; Arecaceae
Source: RefSeq, a predicted model, not a curated record